Molecule: messenger RNA, 958 nt
Organism: Gilbertella persicaria
Lineage: Eukaryota; Fungi; Mucoromycota; Mucoromycetes; Mucorales; Choanephoraceae
Exons: 3
Coding region: 149-835 (228 amino acids)
Source: RefSeq, a predicted model, not a curated record
GAGAUUUACAGGUGAAUUGUAUACGUACGAUACUGAGCAUCGUUCAACUGCUUUUGAAGCCAAUCCUCAUUGUGAUAAAGCGCUUGUCUUUAUUGGUGGAUUAGGGGAUGGCUACCAUGCUGUUCCCUUUUUAGAACCAUUGUAUGCUAUGCUAUCAAAACUGGGUUGGUCCUUUGUUCAAGUCCAGCUUGAAUCCAGUUAUGAUGGUUUUGGUACAUCCAAUCUUCAAACAGAUUGUCAGCAACUGGAUUUACUUGUUGACUACUUAAAGACAGAGAGACAUAAGUCAACUAUUGUCUUUUUAGGUCAUUCAACAGGCAGCCAAGAUUGUUACUGGCAUAAUAAAUAUGGCCAAACCAGUUCAUCUGUCAGUGGUUAUAUUCUACAGGCACCUGUGUCUGAUAGACAACACUUUGCAGCCAAUCUAGAUCAUUUUGAAGCAUCUUUAGCAUUGGCUAUUCAGUUAAGAAAUGAAGGUAAAGGCGAUGAACUAUUGCCUCGAAAGACAUUGGAUGCACCUGUCACAGCAGACCGCUUCUAUUCUUUUGCUGCUCGACUUGGGGAUGAUGACGUAUUCUCAACCGAUUUUACAGAUGAAGAAAUCAAGCGAUUGUUUGCUGAUUUACAUCAACCUAUAUGCUGGGUGUAUUCUGAAAAAGACGAGUUCUAUGCUUCUGAUAAAGACAAGACACUCGUCAUGCAUCGAUUCCAGUCUUUAUGUCCUGCUAUUAUAGAGACACACAUUAUACCAGAAGGAGAUCAUAAUAUUACUCGAAAGGAUUCACAAGAAGCUUUUUGUCUUGUCGUAAAAGGGUUUUUAAACCGAUUUUCAUAAAAUAAAAUAAAAAAACGCAUUUUUUUUUUUUCUGUUUCGUUAUACAUUAUGGUCUGUAAGAAAUGUGAAAAGAAACUAACUACACUUGCUACACCAGACAAGUGGAAAGAUGGAGCCAAGAAU